UCGUCGCAGAAUAAAACUUCGGCCAAAAAUUAGUUGUCCCGGUGGAAUCUGUAUUUUUCAGUGUCCAACAAAACACACAACCGACAAUCGUUGUUUUCGGGGUUUUAUAAUUAGAAUAUUAUAAUUUUGUUUAUUCACGAAUAAUGUCCGAAGAGAAACUUAAAAGCGAUGAUAAAAAUGAUAUACCAGAGAAUCAUUCGAAUGAGGAAAAAAUGAAGCUCAAAUUGGAAGACAGAACAAAACCAAAACCAAAAUCUGAAGAUAAUAUUGUUGAUAAAAUAAAUGGAAGAGGAAACGGCAGUGAUUCUGCCAAUUGUUAUUGUGGAAAGGAUAGAAAUCUCAAUAUAGCAGAACUCUUAUGUGCCAGUUGUUCUCGAUGGUUCCAUGAAUCUUGUAUUGGGUAUCAGCUAGGGAAUAUUGUUCCAUUCAUGAUGAACUAUGUUUUCAUGUGCAAAAACUGUUCACCCACUGGCUUAGAGAACUUUAAGAAAAAUCAAGCUCCUUUCCCUCAAAUGUGCGUAACAGCCAUAGCGAAUCUCCUUCAAGAUGGACAGAAAGAACCAGAGCUUAGGACAUUCUUUCAUAAGGACAAAGAUAUCAUUCCUUUCAUAGAAUGUCACUGGGAAAGCAUGACAACAAUGCCUCGCAGAGUCACUCAGUCAUGGCAUGCUACGAUACACCGAGCGCUUCUCAAAGAUGUUGGUACACUAUUCACCAUGGAUGAAAACAACACAGAUGGCCAAUUGUUUGGCUUGACGACCCCCGACCUGGUUCUGAUAAAGCCGAAUUACGAGGCUAUGAUCAAAGGAGGCCAUUUGAAAAUCACAGAAAUGGGGAUUCAGCAUGUUGCGCCUCUUGGAACCGGACUUCGUGGUCGGAAUGCGAAGCGAAAAUUCCCUGGCGAAGGGACAGGUGCGGGACCGGGGAAAAAAGGUCGAGGUUCCGAUAUGUCCACUCCGAAAUUACCGGCUCACGGUUAUCCGCUCGAGCAUCCGUUCAACAAGGAUGGUUAUCGUUAUAUCUUAGCCGAACCCGACCCGCAUGCUCCUUUCAGACAAGAAUUCGAUGAGAGCAGUGAUUGGGCAGGAAAACCAAUACCCGGAUGGUUGUAUCGAGCCCUCAGUCCUAGUACAGUAUUAUUAGCUCUUCACGAUCGUGCACCUCAACUUCGAGUCUCGGAAGAUCGUCUUGCUGUUACUGGAGAAAAGGGAUAUUGCAUGAUAAGGGCAACACAUUGUGUGAAUCGUGGUGCGUGGUAUUGGGAGGCCACGAUAGAGGAAAUGCCUGAAGGGUCUGCAACUAGGCUAGGCUGGGGACAAGAAUAUGCUAAUUUGCAAGCCCCUCUUGGUUACGACAAAUUCGGCUACUCUUGGAGAUCUAGAAAAGGAACGAAAUUUCAUGAGAGUCGUGGGAAGCAUUUUAGCUCCGGAUACGGUGAAGGCGAUACUCUUGGUUUUCUCAUCAUUUUACCCGACACUUACGAUGCCACGCAUAUACCCAAUACUUACAAAGACAGGCCGCUCGUCAAAUUUAAAAGCCACUUGUACUACGAGGAAAAGGAUCAGGUCCCGGAAGCUUUGAAAGCUUUAAAACCUCUGUCCGACAGUAAAAUAAUAUUUUUCAAAAACGGCCUAUCACAGGGCAAUGCCUUCAUUGAUCUGAAUCGAGGAGCCUAUUUUCCAACUAUAUCAAUUCACAAAAGCGCCACUGUUUCCGUUAACUUUGGACCAAAUUUCAAAUACGCCCCAAACGAUUUGUCCUAUCGAGGAAUGUGCGAAAAAGCUGAGGAGGCAAUGUCAGAACAAUCAAUGGCCGAUAUGCUGUAUCUUUCAGAGAACGAAGGAAAAUUGAGACUAGACACUUUUUCUUUAUGACAUUAAUACCUAUUUUCUGUUCCACACUUUAUAUUUUGUUCGAUUAUGAAUUUUUUUGAAAUUCAAUCGUUCUUAAAAAAACAUUUUUCAUUCACGAUUUAACAAUCAUGAAAUAAAAUACGAGAAAUGUAAAAUUUUGUUUUUUUUUUCUUAUUUCAUUAUACACUCAUCAGUUUAUAAGUUUUAUCUUCCAAAUCCACCUUUACAUGCUGGACUUGACUCCACUGUCUUUGUACUAUCUUCCCAUUGCGAUGGAGUUUUUGCCUUAACAAAAAAGAUAUUAAGAUUCAGAAUGAUGUAAAAAAUGAUUAUUAGGAACAUACAAAAUCUUUUAUAUCCGAUUAUUUUCAAAAUGGUGGAGGCAUGAAAUUAUAAAUGAAGAAAGCCAAAAAAAGGAUAUGUGAUUAUAGAAGAAAAUAAAUUACAA
Messenger RNA from Venturia canescens, 2301 nucleotides. RefSeq names its product Set1/Ash2 histone methyltransferase complex subunit ash2 (gene ash2). The record is from RefSeq and is a predicted model, not a curated record. Gene Ontology annotation, cellular component: Set1C/COMPASS complex. NCBI's taxonomy places the organism in Eukaryota, Metazoa, Arthropoda, Insecta, Hymenoptera, Ichneumonidae. Gene Ontology annotation, molecular function: transcription cis-regulatory region binding; protein binding. The transcript is spliced from 11 exons. Bases 144 to 1874 code for a protein of 576 amino acids.